AGUGCGACGCAGUCUGUGAUCGGUGGUACUACGGUUUUACUACGUUUGUUGGUGCUGGAAAAAUGAUCCAAUUAGUGUUUAUUUUGCUUAAUUUGACGGUCGGUAUGGUUGUGAACCGGGAAGUUGCUCAAACGGGGCAUGGUAUUUCCAACUCUAGUGAACAGCACAUUUCAACUUUGCCGUCCAUAAAAGGGGAGGAAGACGCGCAAACGACUUAUGGCGAUUUUGAUUCUGAAGAACAAGAUAUUUCCACAUCAAUUCAUACGGGCUCCGACCUUUUUGAUUCUAGUGAAGAGGACACUUCGACAUUGCCAUCGACUACUGGAAUGGAAGCUACAACGCACAAUCACCCGGACGAAGAGGUUCCGCUGAACUGCGGACGAAUUCCGGUAUGCGGGAAUGUUUGUUGUAAGCCGGGAAAUUUCGGUCACUAAGCCCUGUUUAGGAAUGCGUUUUUCACAAUAAAUUAACACAGUUAGAAGGUUAGGGUACACGAAUACUUAGCGGGACGUUAUGGUUUCCCGUAUAGGAUAACACGUACCUUCACUUUAAGUUGAUUAGUUUUGAUUCUUGUUUCUUAUGUCACUAAUAAACACGUUCUAA
Messenger RNA from Sabethes cyaneus, 603 nucleotides. RefSeq lists its product as uncharacterized. The transcript has 4 exons. The record is from RefSeq and is a predicted model, not a curated record. The coding region runs from base 63 to 434 and encodes 123 amino acids. NCBI's taxonomy places the organism in Eukaryota, Metazoa, Arthropoda, Insecta, Diptera, Culicidae.